This is a messenger RNA of Oxyura jamaicensis (ruddy duck), 3795 nucleotides long. It is a transcript of the gene ELP2, whose product is annotated as elongator acetyltransferase complex subunit 2. The record is from RefSeq and is a predicted model, not a curated record. Gene Ontology annotation, cellular component: elongator holoenzyme complex. Gene Ontology annotation, biological process: tRNA wobble uridine modification. Bases 40 to 2520 code for a protein of 826 amino acids. NCBI's taxonomy places the organism in Eukaryota, Metazoa, Chordata, Aves, Anseriformes, Anatidae. The transcript is spliced from 22 exons. Gene Ontology annotation, molecular function: protein binding.
GGAACUGCGUGCGGCCGCGCACGUGGCCGGCGGGGCAAGAUGGCGGCGCCCGUGUCGCUCUGCCAUGUCGCCUGCUGCGCCAACCGGGCGGGCGGCGGGGCCGUCUCCUGGGGGCGGCGGGGGCUGCUCGCCUUCGGCAGCUGCCGAGACGUCGUCCUCUACCAGCCGGCGGCGAGGCGGACGGUCGCCGCCCUCCGCGGGCACGGCGGCAGGGUGAACUGCGUGCGCUGGGUCCGCCGGCGGGACGGAGCAACUGAAACGGAGCUGGUUUCUGGUGGAUCUGAUAAACAGCUCAUCCUUUGGGAAUGGAGUGGGAAGGGAGUGUGGAAUGAUCAGCUUGUGAAAAGCAUUACUCUCGAAGGUCAUACUGAAGCUGUUUGUGCAGUCGAUGCUGUCUACCAGUCAGAUGAACCUGAUUUAGAUCUGUUAAUAGCUUCUGCAGCGUCUGACUCUACCGUGCGAAUCUGGUCUCGGAAUGGUUCAGAAGCUAAAUGCAUUGACAUUCUGCAAUUCGGAAAUGGAUUUGUUAUGGAUGUCUCCUUAUCCUUCUUGCCUGGCAGCAAUGUACCAAUACUGGCUUGUGGUGGUGAUGAUUGCAAAAUACAUUUGUUUAUACAGCAGAACAGUCAGUUUCAGAAAACAUUAAUCCUCCCUGGCCAUGAAGAUUGGAUAAGAGGCAUUGAAUGGGCAGUGUGUGAUGAAGACCUAUUCUUAGCAAGCUGUGCUCAGGAUUGUUUGAUAAGAAUUUGGAAAGUGUGUAUGAAGUCGAAGGAAUCUUCAGAAACUGAAGAUUAUUCCAUAAGACUGAAAGAAAAUGUUUUUACUGUUAAAGAUACUGGUACAACAUACGCAGUUACUUUGGAGUCUGUGUUGGCUGGUCAUGAAAACUGGGUGUAUGCAGUCCACUGGCAACCUUCCUUUUCCAAAGGUGGCAGCAUACAGCAACCAAUGAGGUUAUUGUCUGCUUCAAUGGACAAAACUGUGAUCCUCUGGGAACCUGAUAAGGAAUCUGGAGUUUGGCUAGAACAGGUGCGGGUAGGUGAAGUAGGGGGCAAUACCCUUGGAUUUUUUGACUGCCAGUUUAGUCCAGAUGGUUCAAUGAUCAUUGCUCAUGCUUUUCAUGGAGCAUUUCACCUUUGGAAACAGUCUUCGGUUAAUAAGAAAGAAUGGACUCCAGAUGUUGUGAUUUCAGGACAUUUUAACAGUGUAGAGGAUGUAAAGUGGGAUCCAGAAGGAGAAUUUAUCAUCAGUGUUGGAUCUGAUCAAACUACUAGACUAUUUGCUCCAUGGAAAAAGAAACAUGAGACAGAGGUAACCUGGCAUGAAAUUGCAAGGCCUCAAGUACACGGGUAUGAUAUGCGUUGUCUGGCAAUGAUUGGCCGGUUUCAGUUUGUAUCAGGAGCAGAUGAAAAAGUGCUUCGAGUUUUUCGUGCUCCCAAGAAUUUUAUAGAAAAUUUCAGUAACAUCACUGGUAUUCCAAUGGAGAAGCUGUACUCCCAGCAAUCAUCUGAUCUUCCAGAAGGUGCAACUGUGCCAGCUUUGGGUUUAUCCAAUAAAGCUGUUUUUGAAGGAGAUAUGCCUGUUCAACCAGCUGAGGAUGAAGAAGCUUUUAAUACCGUUUCUAAUCAGUAUCCUGAGAUUUAUUUUCAACCUUUGAUCCUUACAGAACCUCCCCCAGAGGAUCACUUGCUGCAGAAUACCUUGUGGCCUGAAAUUCAGAAGUUAUAUGGACAUGGAUAUGAAAUUUUUUGUGUUGCUUGCAAUAAUUCAAACACUAUAGUCGCAUCGGCAUGUAAGGCUUCCAAAAAAGAACAUGCAGCAAUUAUUUUGUGGAGCACUACUUCUUGGAAGAAAGUACAGAGUUUGUCAUUUCACAAUCUGACUGUAACUCAGCUGGCGUUUUCUCCUAAUGACCAAUUUUUAUUAGCAGUUUCUAGAGACAGGAAUUGGUCACUCUGGAGGAAACAGGACUCACCAGAGUCAGGCCCAGUUUUCAGUUGCUGUGCGUACACAGACAAAAAUACAGCUGUUCACAGUCGAAUCAUUUGGUCCUGUGAUUGGACACCAGAUAGCAAGUAUUUUGUUACUGGCAGUCGAGACAAAAAGGUCAUUAUCUGGGGCCAGUGCGAUUUAUCUCUGACUGCUGAAGGGAGUAUGCUGGAUUCAAUCAAGCCGUGUUCAACAGUAUUGGAUACCAGGGAUUCUGUUACUGCAGUUAGUAUCAGCCGCGUGCUCACUCCUGAUGGAAGGUAUAUUGUUGCAGUAGGCUUAGAGAAUGGGAAGAUUAUCUUGUACACAUGGAAGCAGAGUGGGCAAGAACCAGCACUAGCUGAUUGGACUAAGUGCAUUGAGAUAGAUAACAGCCAAAGUCAUGCUCUUGCUGUGAAACGUUUGUGUUGGAGACAUCAUGAGGGCAGAGCUGGACAUAAUGAUCAGAAAAACAGCGAAUGGUUGCAGCUUGCAAGUUGUGGAGCUGAUCACUGUGUUAAAAUAUUCAACGUCAACAGAUUUGCUCUUUAGAAAAAACAGCAGGCCUGUCUGUGCAAAAUGGGUUCACAACAUUUUAUUUCAACUUCGUUUAACCAUAUUGAUUUUUGAAUUCUGUUUUCUGCCAUGUAAAAUGAAACAUCUGCAAUAUAACUUAUUAAAGCAUUUUUCAUGGUUGUUUAAAAUGCCAAAUAUUUUUCUAAUUUUGUAGUUCCAGGAAUGUGAAUUAUUUUAUAUAAUUUGAUUGGUGAAUAUCCUGGAACUCAGAGAGGGAAGGUGGGCUAGAGCACAGAAGAACAAUAAUGAGAUGGUUGUGUUCACUGUGACUCUGAGGUUGAUGGGAAGCUGCUAGUACUUGGGUUCUUCUGUGCUUGGGGUUAUAAGUAGAGUACUGAAUUGUUCUGAACACCAUAUUCCUAUUAAACGCAACUGUUGGUUAGCCUGCCAGUGCUGACACUGUGUUUAAGCAUCUGUAGUUAAACAGAAGUAAGAGCUAGGCAGCUUUCUUCGAUGGCCUUCUUUUCACUAUUUAUUACAGUGCUGGUCCAACUCUUAGACCAGCCUACUCCUGCUUUAGAAGGAGUAGAUUGUCUUUAUGCUUGGAGUGGUCUGCUUGUUUGUUUUUCCUAUCCAGUGGGGCUUAAAGCCUAACUCACAGGCAACUUAGAUCUUCCAUCUCCUCUGUGUAAUGUUGAACCUUUCCCAUGCAGACUGCUAUCGAAGAGCCACCUCUUUCUUUGCUUCCUCUACAGUUUGGGCUGGAAAAGCUUACAAAUAUUAGUUGGCAUGAGCUGAAAGGUGGCAACUGUUCCUUGUAUUUUUUUCUACUAACGCUUCCUGGCUCGUCUACUGACUCUUCGUGGCUUUUGAAAGUUCUGUUGAGAGGCAGAGCAGGUUAACUUAACAGUCUAAUUGUACUGUAAAUAGCAUAGAAUGAUGAUAGAUGGUGAGUACUUCAAAAAGGAUGCCUUGUCCUCAACAUGUCUGUCUCUGAUUCCAAAGUCUAAUUAGAAAUUAGUUAAACUUUGGGAUUGAAAUGAUACUUGUUCUAGAACCAAUUGCUACCCAAACUGGUAGUGCAGAAAUAAAUUGGAAUUGUGUUUUACUGUGUUGUAUCCUUAGCUAAAGAAUACAGUGUGGGCCAAACUCUUUUCAGAAUAAUUAUAAUUUAUGUUUUAAGGGGUUUUAUAUUUUAGCUUUUUAUUUUCAAUUCUGUUUUUCAGUAUUUAAAAAAAGCAAUUCUUUAAAAUGUCUUAGGUGCAUUAAAGCCCUACACCUUAAUAAAGAUGCUUUGCUAUAUUCAUUUUA